AUGUCUCUCUCUCGCUCUGCUCUUCUGGGCCUGGCAACCACCUCGCUGAUGACCGGAGUCUCUGCCCAGCUCAAGACAUGCAGCAACAGCAACGUUUUCAGCUGCCAGAGUUCGUCCCAUGUUCCUUCCUGCUGCUUCAACUAUCCUGGUGGAGCUCUCUUACAGACUCAGUUCUGGGACACCAACCCUUCCACCGGUCCUUCUGAUUCGUGGACCAUCCACGGUCUGUGGCCCGACAACUGCGAUGGUAGCUAUCAAUCUAGCUGCGAUCCCAGCCGUGCCUACACCAACAUCUCCGACAUCCUGCUGUCUCAGGGUCGUGAUGACCUUCUGUCAUACAUGCAGAACUACUGGGUCGACAUCAACGGCGACAACGAGAACUUCUGGGCCCACGAAUGGGGUAGGCACGGUACUUGCAUCAACACCAUCGACCCCAGCUGCUACAGCAACUACUCUCCCCAGGAGGAAGUCGGCGAGUUUUUCCAGAAGGUCGUCGAUCUCUUCAAGGGUCUCGAUACUUACAAGGCACUCGCAGAUGCUGGUAUCACCCCUGAUGACUCUCAGACAUAUGCUCUGAGUGAUAUCCAAGCUGCUCUGACCAGCUUUCAUGGCGGUGCCUCGGUCCACCUUGGUUGCUCCAGUGGUAAGCUGAAUCAGGUGUGGUACUUUUUCAAUGUCGCUGGCAACGCUAUCGACGGAAAGUACGAGGCUGUCGACACUUUGACCAAGUCGAACUGCCCUAGUAACGUUCGCUAUGUUCCCAAGUAA
This is a messenger RNA of Penicillium diatomitis, 768 nucleotides long. Its product is annotated as T2 family ribonuclease. Gene Ontology annotation, biological process: RNA catabolic process. The transcript is spliced from 4 exons. Gene Ontology annotation, cellular component: extracellular region. Lineage: Eukaryota; Fungi; Ascomycota; Eurotiomycetes; Eurotiales; Aspergillaceae. The coding region runs from base 1 to 768 and encodes 255 amino acids. The record is from RefSeq and is a predicted model, not a curated record. Gene Ontology annotation, molecular function: RNA binding; ribonuclease T2 activity.